AUGGAUAACAGGACAGACGUGACCCACUUCAUCCUUCUAGGACUAACCGACAUCCCUGAGCUUCAGGUCCCCUUCUUUAUAAUGUUCACUCUCAUUUACCUCGUCAAUACGGUUGGAAACUUGGGGAUAAUCCUGUUGAUUCUCAUGGACUCUCAUCUCCACACCCCCAUGUAUUUUUUCCUUAGUAACCUGUCUCUGGUGGACUUUUGUUACUCUUCAACUGUCACUCCCACAGUCAUGACUGGGUUCUUUAAAGUCUACAAAGUCAUCUCCUAUAAUGCAUGUGCUGCUCAGAUGUUCUUUUUUGCAGGCUUUGUUACUACAGAAAAUUACUUCUUGGCAUCCAUGGCCUAUGACCGAUAUGCAGCAGUAUGUAAACCCCUACAUUAUACCACCACCAUGACACCAAGUGUAUGUGCAGGUCUGGUCAUAGGCUGCCACAUUUGUGGUUUCCUGAAUGCUUCCAUCCACGUUGGGAAUACAUUCCCUCUCUCUUUCUGUAGGUCCAAUGUGGUCCAUCACUUUUUCUGUGAUAUUCCAGCAGUCAUGGCUCUGUCUUGUUCUGAUACACAUACGAGUGAGUUGGUUCUUGUUUAUGCAGCCAGCUUCAAUGUCUUUUUAGCUCUCCUUGUUAUCUUAAUAUCCUACAUAUUCAUAUUUAUUACCAUCCUAAAGAUGCCCUCCUCUGCAGGGUACCAGAAGGCUUUAUCCACCUGUGCUUCCCACCUCACAGCCGUCUCCAUCUUCUACGGAACAGGUAUCUUCAUGUAUGCAAAGCCCAGCUCCAGCCAUUCCAUGGAUACAGACAAAAUUGCCUCUGUGUUCUAUAGUAUGGUCAUCCCCAUGCUCAAUCCUAUAGUCUACAGCCUGAGGAACAAGGAGGUCAAGAGUGCCUUUAAGAAGGUUCUUUUGGGAGAAAAGUUGUUUCUAGGUUGA
Messenger RNA from Sus scrofa (pig), 936 nucleotides. Its product is annotated as olfactory receptor 5B2-like. NCBI's taxonomy places the organism in Eukaryota, Metazoa, Chordata, Mammalia, Artiodactyla, Suidae. Gene Ontology annotation, molecular function: olfactory receptor activity; G protein-coupled receptor activity. Gene Ontology annotation, cellular component: membrane. The record is from RefSeq and is a predicted model, not a curated record. Gene Ontology annotation, biological process: G protein-coupled receptor signaling pathway.